AUUUUUAACGCAUAGCCUAAAAUAAUUUAUGUGCUAAAGUAUAAAAAGGACGACACAUUAAUUUUAAAGUGAAAUAACCACAACAUACAUAAUGAAAUCAUUCAUUUUACUUGUGAUUCUAAGCUGCAUUUUGCCAACUGCAUUUGGUCGCAAAGGGUUUUGUUUUUCGGAGGCUACAGGAAGAUUUGAAUACGGCGAAGGUCGAAAUUUGGAAAACUGUCAACUUGCUACAUGCAAUGAUGAUGAUACUAUAGGAAUAAAAACAUGUCCCUUAGUGGUAGCAGGCAAUCAUGCACUUAAGCAAGAUAAUUCUUUAGAUUUUCCAGAAUGUUGCCCAACUGUUGAUAUUUUAAAUUGAUAUUUGAUGUAAUCAUUUAAAAACAAAUAAAAAUUAAUGAAUAAUAA
This is a messenger RNA of Brassicogethes aeneus, 405 nucleotides long. The record is from the annotation of a GenBank genome assembly. NCBI's taxonomy places the organism in Eukaryota, Metazoa, Arthropoda, Insecta, Coleoptera, Nitidulidae.